Messenger RNA from Rotaria sp. Silwood1, 1815 nucleotides. Lineage: Eukaryota; Metazoa; Rotifera; Eurotatoria; Philodinida; Philodinidae. The record is from the annotation of a GenBank genome assembly.
AUGUUAAUUUAUGUUCUCAAACAAAUGCCACACGAUGAUCGUACGAUGCAUGAAAUGCUUGAUCAAUGCGCUGAAUAUUAUCAAAAUAAUCAAACAGAAUUAGCGAAAAUUGAACAAUUUCGAACAACUUAUACAAGUGAUCGAGCUAUUAAUUGGUAUACCGAUGAAUGUUUUCUCUAUAAACUUCUCAAUCAAGCUUUACGUACGGAAGAUAUUCAACUUCUCUAUUCAUUUCGUUUUUUCAUUAUUGAUCUUUGUGCCGAACUCGAACGAGAAAGCGAAAAGAUAAAGAAUGAAGGUCAUCUUACUGUCUAUCGUGGACAAAUGAUGCACAAAGAAGAAUUUCAUAAACUACAGCAUAGUAUCGGUGGAUUAAUUUCCACGAAUGGAUUUUUCUCAACGUCACGUGAUAUAAACAUCGCGUUUGGCUUUUUAACAAAAUCCAAUUCGACUAACGAAAGAGUUUUGUUCGAGAUUCAAGCCGAUCCGUCCAUACUUGGUGUCAUUUGUGCCGAUAUAUCUUCUAUGGGAUCGAUGCCUUGGGAACGAGAAGUUCUCUUCAGUCUCAAUACCGUAUUUCAGAUCGUCUCCGUGAACACCGAUUCGACACAUGAUGCUUGGAAAGUACAACUAGUUGCUAGUGAUCAAGGUGCACAAAAAGUAAACGAGUAUGUUAAAUGGCUUCAAAUCGAAAUCGACUAUUCGAGUCCAUUGGUUUAUUUUGGUCGACUUCUCUGGAGUGAAUUUGGUCAAUUGACUCAGGCAGAAAAUUAUUUCAAGAUGCUUCUUGAUACGUUACCAGUUGAUCAUCCGGACAUGGCAUCAGUCAACUUGGAAUUCAGCCAUGUCUAUGAUGAAAAAGGUGACUAUGAUUUGGCACUACAAUAUUCCGAACGCGCAUUACAUAUUCGACAGCAACAAAAACCUAUCGUUCCCCAUCGUCUUGCUGCCUGUUUGAAUAGUAUGGGUGUGAUCUACAGACAUAAGGGUGAUCUAGAUCGCGCUCUCGAUUACUAUCAACAGUCAUUAACUAAAUACGAAAAUGAAGUGUCCAGUGGUAAGCAUCUUCAUCAUGCUAAUACGUUGAGGAAUUUAGGUGGUGUACACAAAGACAAAGGUAAUUUCGAUAUAGCACUGGACUAUUUCACUCGUGCUUAUGAAAUAUAUCAAGAGCUUUUACCUGCUGAUCAUCCUCGUCUUGCCGAUGCUUUGUCAAACAUUGGAAGUAUCUAUCAUCAUCGAGAGGAUUUUGAUCAGGCUCUCGGUUUUUAUCAACAAGCUCUAGAUAUUCAAGAAAAGAAUUGUCUCGAUGAUCAUCUGCAAAAAGCAAAUACAAUUCGAAAUAUUGCUCUUAUAUAUCGCGAUAAAAAAGAUUGGAGCAAUGCCAUGAAUUAUUGCGAUCGUGCAUUGACUAUGUAUCGACGCCUCUUGUUUUUUUAUUUUUCAUUUAUUCAUAUAAAUCAAAUGACACUUCCACGUUUAUUUGCUCAUAUUGAUGGAAUUGAAGCUAUACUUGUACUUGAUAAAGAUGGUCAACCAAUAUUAAAAUUACCUACAGCUGAAAUUGUUGAUCAACUUGAUUUACGAACAAUUGCACCAUCAGCACAAACAUUACAAGAUCAAAGUUCACGAAUGAAUUUAAAAAAAUUAAAAACUGUUAUUGCAUAUUGGUCAGCACGUCAAAUAAUAACAUAUAAUGUUCCACCAUUAGUUUUUAUAAUUGCUGCUGAUACAAAUGUUAAUACAGGUGCAUUAGUUAAUUUAUAUAAUGAUUUUCAAACAAUAGCAAUAGAAGAUUUAGUUAAUAAAGCUUAG